Messenger RNA from Plasmodium inui San Antonio 1, 3699 nucleotides. RefSeq lists its product as hypothetical. NCBI's taxonomy places the organism in Eukaryota, Apicomplexa, Aconoidasida, Haemosporida, Plasmodiidae. Bases 1 to 3699 code for a protein of 1232 amino acids. The transcript has a single exon. The record is from RefSeq and is a predicted model, not a curated record.
AUGCUCACAAGUGAUGAUGUAUUCAAUGACGUGGACGCAUCUGAGGGGCAACCUGACCAAAAUGAAAAGAAUAAAUCCCAUAUGAAUGACACGCACAAGUUGGACACGAGCACGAACUCAUUCCUAGAUGGGAGCUUUAAGGAAGAGAUAGGGAUUACCUCCAAGAAAGGUGCAUUAACGAAUCAAAAGCAAAAAUUCAAUAACGGUUCCCGUUUUGAAGAAAAAAAAAAUCUCGCCCAUUGCAGCAGUGAAUAUGGCAUGGAGAUCUACAAUGAAGACAUGGCAAAGGAAUACAGUCAAAAGGGAGCCAUUAAAGACACUGAACUAAAACAUUUAGCACAAACGAAUCAGCAGAAUCACGUUUCAAACAAUAGUGAACCCAGUGACAGCAACGUUUAUAACCAAGGAGAGGGAACCAACUUUAACGACCCCUCUCCGUAUGAUACUGUAAAGGACCAAAUGAUGUCAGAACAUGUGGAAAGGGAUAUACAGCAUCUGAGAAACAGCAAAAUGAACGGAGAAUUUAAACCAUUUGUAGGCAGCCCAAAGUAUAACAAACAGAAUUCAUCACUACUGGGUUAUCAGGGGAAAACAGACGACCCUCCAAGAAGUGACAAACCGGUAAAUGAAAAUAUGCCUCCCAAUAGCACCUACAUUUCGAGUAAAUCUUUUAACAACACUGCAGGCCCUGGUCAAAGCGGAACUGACCACAUCAACCGAGAUCACACCGACCAUUUUUAUGAUAACAUGAAGGCAGUAAAGAUAGACUCUGAGCUAAGUGCAAAUAACAGUGUGUCUCUAACCAGUGGGGGGAAAAAAGAAAUGGAGACAAAUCUCAAUUCCAUCCAAAGGAAUAGGACAUUGCAGCCACAUGGAGGUGCGCUGGAAGGCAUGCACCCUGGCUCUGCUGACAGGUAUGGGGAAAACACAGAAGAGUCCACAAACGGGGAGAACAUAAUUUACGAGGGACAGCAUUACCAUAACGGCAACUUCCUGGAACAAAGCGACAGAGUGGACAGCGGUGGGAACGGCCAAGUUAACAGCAGUGGGAACGACAGAAGUGGGAACGAGAGACGUGGUAACUUCCAUGAAGGGGUAGACCCAAAUGAUCCGGCUGGAGAUAGCCUAAACUCGCUGCAACUCUCGCAAAGGUAUGUUGAUAUAGGUGAAUCUGGCGAUGGACGAAAUGCACAAAAUAUGAGAGCCCGAAAUAUGGACAAUUUCGAUGAAACCUUUUUAAAAAAUAAUAAUUCUUCCGCAAAAAAUGGGGAGUUCUAUAAAAAGUUAAACAGUAAUAGGAUAGAGAUGGAGGACAAAAUAAGUGGGGGAAAUUUUAAAGCAAGCGUAGAUGCUGAGUUGGAGCAGCUAACGAGGGCUAGUAGGAGCCAUUUUCACUCCAGUAGAUCAUACACACAGCCGAUACAUGCGCAGCAGGAGUUAGGCGGAGAGUUAAUCGAGUGGGGCGGACACCCGAGUGAGCAACAUUCGAAGUACAACGGAGCGAGGAGAAUUUCUAUGCAGCCACAACCCAGCCAUCUACCCCCCAGGAAAAAAGACUUAUCCAAGUCUAUAAAUGCCAAAAUGUCAGGAGAGAAUUCUGCAGCCCGGAAAAGUGGCCAACUAGAAAAGGCAUACAACAGGGAGCAAUCAAACAGCAGACAAAUAGAACCAAGGAGAAGUUAUAUGCAUGUAAGCAACCUGCAGAUUGAAUCGAGGAGCUAUUCCAUAACCUCCAAAAAAAGUCACACUACAGGAUCGAGGGGAAAUUUUGAGGAAGAUAAAAAUGAUAUAAUUCUAUCUCAAAACAGGACUGUGAGAAUGCCUGAGAAUUUAAUAGAAUUAAAAUUUAAUCUGAAUGGAUCUGUCAGCAGGAUUUCAGAUUCGACAAAUGAGAUGCACAUGGAAGAUGGUUCGCUCAAAUGUGAGAGCGGGAAAGAGCAUUUAAUGAACAACUCGGAAGAAUCAGCACAUAACUACAUGAGGGUAGGUAGCCAAAUGGAAUAUGGAAGAACCAGCCUAGCCAAACAAAACAGAAAAAUGGAAUCAAAAAGGCACCACGAAGAUGCAUCUAAUAGCUUGAUAGAAUCGCAAUACGCAGAACACCCAGAACAUUUGAUCGAUUCACAAUUUGGACAAACCUCUAAUCAUCUAAUCGAAUCGCAAUAUGAUAUCCACAAAAGUAAUGACAAUAUGUCAGACAGUAAUAGUAGCUCUAUGGUCUUAAAUAAGAGUCAACACCAAAUGAGCAAUGGUAUGGGGGACGAACGUAGCAAUUUUAUCAAACCGGGAAACUACGCACAGAAAUCCCAAUACAGCAAUGGCAACUCGGGGACAAUGCAUACAAAAUCCAAGAGUCUAAUCAAUUCGACACACAGUCAGAUGCAACUACGGAGUAUUGCUCAUCGUCCAAGUAAUAACGUUAUGAAGCAAAAUAAGGUUCAUAAAGAGUCGAGUGGCAGUUUGGUGGAGUCUCGCAACAGUCUCAUGAAUUCACAGAGUCGGCAUAACGAGAUGUGGAAGAGUUUGACAGAGACGAAUGAUACGUUUGGGAAUUCUAAAUUUAGUCACAGCGUGUCCGGCUCGAGGCGCAGCCACACGGAAAGCGCCAGCAGCGGCAGCAUGAACAAUGGCCAACGGGACGCGGACAAUUUGAAGGAGUAUGCCAACCAUUCGCAGAGCUACACGGACCAUUCGAAUGCUAGGUUGGAAGAGAGACCACCUCAACCAGCCCACUCAUUUCAACAAAACAGAAAAGAUCUAAAUGAAAUGAACCAUUACUAUGAUAACAGACGAAGCAGGCCCCAUUUGAACAGAAGUGAAUAUGCCCCGAAGAAGAACGUCCAACAUCCUUAUGAAAAAUUCAAUACCUGUGUCCGCGAUGAUGAGCAAAAGGCUGAUUUGUUGCAAGCGUUCCAAAAGGGUAUUAAAACCAAGUGGGGUGUAAAAAAUGUACAAGUCCAAGGUGAAAACGAAAUGGGGAAAUCACGAAACAGUUUGGACGAUUAUGAAAAGAGACAGCGAAAUGACAUCAUUCGUGCGUCUGAGAAUCACAAUUUAAAGAAAGAACAAAGUAGGAAUUAUUUCUCCACGGACGACAACAAUGGCAAUGUGCCGCAAAUGUCCCGUGCGUCUCGAAUGUCACAUGCACCUCUCGUGCAUAAUGAAGAUGUUGACCAAAAAAUGGGCAGUAAAAUGCACUACGACGAAUUAGAGCACAGUUUUGAAAACUUCGAAAAGGGGGGACAUAAGGACGGUGGCGAUCUGGAGUUUUCCUUCGAUCAGGAAAAUAAAAUCUCCAAUGAUAUGUGCAAAGAUAUGGGCAAGGACUUCUCAACAUCCAUUACGGAUUCGCAACUUUUAAUGAGCGGCUCUAAUAAUAUUAUGCACCACUCAGAUAUAAAUACUUCGAACCAUUUUGAUUUAGGGAUGUCCUAUAAAUCAAACAAUAUUUCCGACAUGGAUAAGUUCGCCAUGGAAAAUAAUUUCAAUUUGAACGUCAAUUCGAAUUAUAUUAAACGGCUAACCAUGAACGACAAUUUCGUCAACACAGAUUUGCAGAUCUCCUACAUGGAAAAUGAAAUUCAAAAUAAAAUAAAAGACUUUGACAACUUCUUGGGGAAGGCUUUUGAGCACAAGUGUAAUUCUGUCCUCAACAGAAUUGAGAAGCUGCUUUCCUCCGACUUUUUCGGCGAGUCGUAG